Molecule: messenger RNA, 666 nt
Organism: Oppia nitens
Lineage: Eukaryota; Metazoa; Arthropoda; Arachnida; Sarcoptiformes; Oppiidae
Gene: lin-52
Product: protein lin-52 homolog
Exons: 3
Coding region: 96-530 (144 amino acids)
Biological process (GO): regulation of DNA-templated transcription
Cellular component (GO): DRM complex
Source: RefSeq, a predicted model, not a curated record
AAAAAUUGUGUGAAAAUUUUGAGUCAAUUAUUGAAAAUAUAGUAUAAAUAGAAAACAAAAAUAAAUAAAUGAUUUGAAAUAAUUUGUUGUCAAAUAUGGCAUCAAUUGAUACAAAUCGUCAAACAAUUGCCGCAAACACUUCACACACAACAGUGACCAACAAUGAUUUGGAAAUGUCUUUGAAUGGCACAGACUUUGAGAAAGAUCUGCUUCUCAGCGAAGAACGUCUGGACAGAGCGUCACCCGAUCUCUGGCCCGAACAGAUUCCGGGAGUAACCGAGUUUUUGGCCAACUCGUCGCCGCCAUUGUUUGACCAGAAAAGUCAGACCAGCGAAUGGUUGACAGACUUAGAUCCCGAUGACAUCAAUAUGUUGCACGGCUUCGGAUCGCUAACGGCGUCGGCAUUGCUCGAGAAGGUUAAAGAGUUGCAGAACUUGUCGUAUCAGUUGGGACUCGAAGAGGCCCGAGAAAUGACGAGAGGAAAGUUCUUGAAUGUCCUCCAAACCAGACCUAAACGACACAAACGAUAAUACAAAUGACUAAUCCAUUUGUCUUUUGUGUCUUGUAUUAAGUUUUUAUUAUUUGCUUUUUUGAGGUAUGAUUUUCUAGACAUUCAUCACUUUCUGAGAUCUUAUUUUCAAAUAAAUAAAAAAUGAGUUCAAAAAA